Molecule: messenger RNA, 2490 nt
Organism: Pseudogymnoascus verrucosus
Lineage: Eukaryota; Fungi; Ascomycota; Leotiomycetes; Thelebolales; Thelebolaceae
Exons: 1
Coding region: 1300-2358 (352 amino acids)
Biological process (GO): carbohydrate metabolic process; peptidoglycan turnover
Molecular function (GO): hydrolase activity, hydrolyzing O-glycosyl compounds
Source: RefSeq, a predicted model, not a curated record
ACAUCGCCCAUAAUUCAGUGAAGCCAACAACGAGGCCAACGACCCCGCCAAGUUUCACGUUCUUGUCAGGGCCCGCUGAAUCCCCUAUUUAGGCUUGCCCUGGGUCAUUUAUGAUUCCACCACGGUGGCUGGCGCAAGGGGUUCUGGCGUACUUCGAACGAGUAGCCUGGUCUUGUAUACGCAAUAGGGAAGCUUGCUUACCAAAAAUGUAAGAGCUUUUCGGAACUGCCGUAUAACAAGCGUUUUCAGAUCUCAUGUGCCAAGGAGGGCAAUCAUGAUGCACGCAAGGCCACCCAAGCAAUCGCAAGCACGCGCCUUUCUCAUCAGCCCGUCCCCCGUCACGAUCUAUUGUUUAUUUUGUCUCACGACUCUGCAUACAGCACGUCCCAGCAGAUCUCCGUCAACUCGGUCUCUGGGUAUUGGGGACGAACGCGGCAGACACGAUCUCCACUCCACUCCCGGAUAAAAGGACUACCCAGGAGAAGAAGCAUCUCCGCCUUACCCCUGCAGUUUUCACGUGGCGAGAAUUUGGGCGUCGCCCCCCACGUGAAACCUACCGCCCUGGGAAACGGCCUCAUUCGAUGACAGCGAAUAUCCAGUGGCGAACUCAAUACCAAGUGGACUGAGGUUUGUUGCCCUGAGCGGGUUUUGGUGAGUUAAAGCACACGGCCCGAGUCAUGGAAAUAUUGGUUGGUUCAACUCUGGCAUCCCGUUAGCUUGUCCCGCCCGCUUUUAGUUGGGCGCUUUCUCGUGCACUAUUUUUCUCCUUUCCGGCACGCCCCGUGUUGUCAGAAUGUCAAGUGUCAGUGAAAUAGGGGUAAGUCGUAUUUUCUACCAAAGAGUUAUUUCUGAAGUCGAUUGCCCUUCACUUUUACUUGGUGAUGGUUGCUCCUAUUUUAUAAAGUUGGUGGGAUAUUUCGCACCUUCCGUUCCUGAUGCUCGCAUGCCGAUCAAUGCCUGGAAUUGCCUACCCCUCGUUAGCAACCAGUGUUAAUGGUUGUGCGACGGCCGCUAUUUAUGAGCUUGGAAGAGAAUCCUUCAACCUCGCGCUCUGCCUCUUAGUUAAUGAACGUGCGAGAGAGGUUCCCCUGAUUAGCUACAAGUAAUAACUAUUUUCUUUUGCUGUCAAUUUACCUUGUUUUAAAUCGCCGAAAGCGCUGUUACUUAAGCACCGAAAACAAGCUUUUGUUUAAAUACCCAAAGGAAGUUAUUAUUUGAGGUCACGAAACUGAUUGCUUCUUUCUCUUUCCUUGUUACUUUGAAAAUUAGUCUCUCAUUCCAUCCUACCCCGAUUUCAAUAUGAAGUCCUCCAUAUUUACCCUCCUGGCAACAGCCCUCCUCGUCACAGCAGACACCGCCUCAGACACCCUCCUCGCCGCCCGCCACGUCAUCCACUCCUACCCCGGCCUCACCCCUCCCGCCUCCCUCCUCACUCUCACGCGCCAAGGCAAAGUCGGCGGCAUCAUCCUCUUCGGCGAGAACGUCGACGCCAACCUCCCCACCGUCGUUGCUAGCUUCCAAACCGCCUUCGCCCAGAGCCCUGCCUACGACGGCCACCCCCUCCUCAUCGUCACGGACCAGGAGGGCGGUCAAGUCCGCCGUCUCCCCGGCGGCCCCGUAUCAUCCGCGAAGCAGAUCGGGGCGUCAGCUAACCCAGCUGCCGCCGCUACGCAGGCAGGGAAGGACGCAGCGAGCGCGCUGAAGGCGAGCGGUGCGAACGGCAAUCUGGCACCGGUGCUGGAUGUUUUCCGUGUGGCAGGGGAUUUCACCGAUGCGUAUGGGCGGUCAUUCGGAAAUACGCCUGCGCUGGUUAACACGUGCGGUUCGGCGUUUAUUGCCUCUCAGCAAGCUGCUGGCGUGCUUGCUGCGGCGAAGCAUUUCCCUGGCCUGGGCUCGGCGGCGAAGGACGCGAAUACGGAUGUUAAGCCAGUUACGAUCACGCUGACGCUGGAUGAGCUACGCAAUGUGGAUGAAGCGCCGUAUAAGGGUGCAAUUGCGGCGGGUGUCGACAUGGUGAUGACGUCUUGGGCACUUUACCCGGCCCUUGAUGCGAAGCUGCCGGCGGGGUUGAGUAUCCCGUGGGUGCAGGGGGAGCUGAGACAGAGGCUUGGGUUUAAGGGGGUGACGAUCACGGAUGCGAUUGAGGCUGGGAGCUUGAAGGCGUUUGGAAAUGAUGCGGAGCGUGGGGUUCUGGCGGCUGUGGCGGGGAUGGAUAUUAUUCUUGCAUCUGGGAGGAAUGCGACGCAGGGUGAGGCGAUUGUGAAUGCGCUUGUUGUAGCGUUGGCGAAUGGGAAGCUAUCUCCUUAUGAUUUUAGCAAGGGGACUGAGAGGAUCCUUGCGAUGAGGAAGAAGCUGUAGUCUGAGUAGUUUUGGUAUUUAAGGAAGAGGCGAGACCCAUCUGCGUUUGAUUUAUCACCACAUACACUAUCUAUACUUUUAUUUGUAUUACGGAUGCUCGCCCCGAGCUUUGAAAGAUCAGAUUCAACCUCG